Messenger RNA from Pteronotus mesoamericanus, 1901 nucleotides. It is a transcript of the gene TPST1, whose product is annotated as tyrosylprotein sulfotransferase 1. Gene Ontology annotation, molecular function: protein-tyrosine sulfotransferase activity. Lineage: Eukaryota; Metazoa; Chordata; Mammalia; Chiroptera; Mormoopidae. The record is from RefSeq and is a predicted model, not a curated record. The coding region runs from base 257 to 1369 and encodes 370 amino acids. Gene Ontology annotation, cellular component: Golgi apparatus. The transcript has 6 exons. Gene Ontology annotation, biological process: peptidyl-tyrosine sulfation.
GCUCCGCGGGGCCAGGCAGGGCUCGCGGCUGCUGGCGCCUGGCCGUGAGGGAGGGCUUUGGGAGUGGGCGGAAUGGCCCCCACCUAGGACAUUGGGAGAAGCGGCUGAGCCCAGGAUGCUGGGGAGGCGGUGCGGUGGCUCCUCACUCAUCCCAGAUGUUGAUCAUCUUUCUGAAGUAGAAUCUCCAUGGCCUGAACAGUUUCUGGAAAUCAUUUUGAGCAAAAUAUCUGUUUAAUAAAAAGAUAACCACAUCAAGAUGGUUGGAAAACUGAAGCAGAACCUACUAUUGGCAUGUCUGGUGAUUAGUUCUGUGACUGUGUUUUACUUGGGCCAGCACGCCAUGGAAUGCCAUCACCGAAUAGAAGAACGUAGUCAACCCCUCAAAUUGGAGAGCACAAAGACCACUGUACAAACUGGCCUGGAUAUCAAAGCCAACAAAACCUUUGCCUAUCACAAAGAUAUGCCUUUAAUUUUUAUUGGAGGUGUGCCUCGGAGUGGAACCACACUUAUGAGGGCCAUGUUAGAUGCACAUCCUGAUAUUCGCUGUGGAGAGGAAACCAGGGUCAUUCCUCGAAUCCUGGCCCUGAAGCAGAUGUGGUCACGGUCGAGUAAAGAAAAAAUACGCUUGGAUGAGGCUGGUGUCACUGAUGAAGUGCUAGAUUCUGCCAUGCAAGCCUUCUUACUAGAAAUCAUUGUUAAGCAUGGGGAGCCAGCUCCUUAUUUAUGUAAUAAAGAUCCUUUUGCCCUGAAAUCCUUAACUUACCUUGCUAGGUUAUUUCCCAAUGCCAAAUUUCUCCUGAUGGUUCGAGAUGGCCGGGCAUCAGUACAUUCAAUGAUUUCUCGAAAAGUUACUAUAGCUGGGUUUGACCUGAACAGUUACAGGGACUGUUUGACCAAGUGGAAUCGUGCCAUAGAAACCAUGUAUAACCAGUGUAUGGAGGUUGGCUACAAAAAAUGCAUGUUAGUUCACUAUGAACAACUUGUCUUACAUCCUGAACGGUGGAUGAGAACUCUCUUAAAGUUCCUCCAUAUUCCGUGGAACCACUCAGUAUUACACCAUGAAGAGAUGAUUGGGAAAGCUGGGGGAGUAUCUCUGUCAAAAGUGGAGAGAUCAACAGACCAAGUCAUCAAGCCAGUCAAUAUGGGAGCGCUAUCAAAGUGGGUUGGAAAAAUACCCCCAGAUGUUUUACAAGACAUGGCAGUGAUUGCACCCAUGCUUGCCAAACUUGGAUAUGACCCAUAUGCCAAUCCACCUAACUACGGAAAACCCGAUCCCAAAAUCCUUGAAAACACUAGAAGGGUCUAUAAAGGAGAAUUUCAGCUACCUGAAUUUCUUAAAGAAAAACCUCAGACUGAGCAAGUGGAGUAGCAGAGCCAGGAACCUCCUACACACAUGAGGGAAGACCGAAGCCUAUGCAACGGAAGGGAACUUUCUAGGACUGGCUGUCACCUGCUGAGAUCCAUGGAGUGUAUAUACUGCGGCUCCUGUUCAUUCGCCAGACUCCUCUCACUGACUGGGUGAAUGUCAGCCACAGUUGGGCCUCCCGAGUGAUCUGUUCCCUGUGUGCAGCACUCUCGAUUCUAAUUGCAUGCACAACCCAGUGGAUAAGGAGCCCAGGGGGCACAUGUGCUUUCUGUUAAAAAUGCUCUGGCCCCUAUCUUUUCUUACCAGAUUCCAAAUUUUGUUUUCAAGAGGAGGGUUUAAAAGUGGGAUUCUGUAAGCAAAAUUGGGCAGUUUCAUCUUGGAAUAGGUCAUCUGUACAUGUUCUAAUGUUUUGUAGAACACUUGUACCUGUUUAAAUGUAUUGAUGUGGAUAAUACUAAAUAUCUUAAUUAUUUAAAUAAUUCAUUCUAUUGUUUCCGAGAAGUUGAUAAAUUACCAUAUACAUUUACAACUUAAU